GAAAAGGCGCCCCAGCAAGCGCAAGGAGCAAGCUGCGCCAGAGAAGGAGCGGGCCAAGGCCAAGUUUGUUAAGGGGAGUGGCCGCCGGGUGGUGGAGGAGGAGGACCUAGACGAGGGCAUGUGUGGUUCUGCAGGCGAUGGCAGUGAGAGUGAUGACGAUGCCAGUAGCAGUGGUGAUGAUGCGAGCGUUUCUUCUGAUGAAGACAUGACAUGA
Molecule: messenger RNA, 214 nt
Organism: Closterium sp. Naga37s-1
Lineage: Eukaryota; Viridiplantae; Streptophyta; Zygnematophyceae; Desmidiales; Closteriaceae
Source: the annotation of a GenBank genome assembly